Molecule: messenger RNA, 1150 nt
Organism: Daphnia pulicaria
Lineage: Eukaryota; Metazoa; Arthropoda; Branchiopoda; Diplostraca; Daphniidae
Gene: H2.0
Product: homeobox protein Hox-A11a-like
Exons: 4
Coding region: 121-996 (291 amino acids)
Biological process (GO): regulation of DNA-templated transcription
Molecular function (GO): DNA-binding transcription factor activity, RNA polymerase II-specific; sequence-specific DNA binding
Source: RefSeq, a predicted model, not a curated record
CACGUGGGUCGGGCAGUUGGGGUCAGGCAGAAAGUAACCAGUUGCCUCCCAGCAGCGACCGGAGUCAAAUAACCGGUGGCAAAUCGAAUCGCCCGAGAAAACGACAACUUCAACCUCGCAAUGGAUUUCAUAUCUUGGUCGUCCACUCUUCUCAAGUUGAAUGGCUACGAAGGACCUCCAAAUCAGCAGCAACUGCAGCAGCAAGCGCGGCUUUUAUCAUCUUGCUGGCCAUGGAUAUCCGAACAAUCUAGCGCUACACGUCCAGUGCCAUUAAUUUUGGAUCUCGCCGUCUUGGAAGCUGCCACUGUGAAUCAUUAUUGGCAUCCGACAUCAACGAGUUCCCUGGCCGUGGCUAAUUUCAUCUCGUCAAUGGAUAAAAAUGGAAUUAUCGAUAAACAACAUCAACUUUCGUUUGGCAUCGAUCGUAUUCUCGGGGAUCAAGUUGGUGCUAAUCGUUCAACCGUUUUCCCCCAGGUGCCGACUCACGUUUGGUCUCGUGACAGCGAAAGACAGAGAUUAUCUGUCGGACAAAGACAGGAAGUCACUGUUGAAAAGCAAGUGAGAGAAAGUCGACAAGAACAACACCAGCAACAAGCGGCGAUUGACCAGCAGCAGCAAACGAGCGGCAAUAACAGUCGGCGAAAGCGCUCUUGGUCGCGUGCCGUCUUCUCCAAUUUACAGCGGAAGGGACUCGAAAAGCGUUUUCAACUUCAGAAAUACAUCACUAAACCAGAUCGCCGACAGCUGGCAGCUGCCCUCCAGCUCACCGAUGCACAAGUCAAAGUUUGGUUCCAGAAUCGACGAAUGAAAUGGCGUCACAAUAAAGAGCCACACAACACAAAUGAAAUGUCGUGCAACAGCCCGGUAGAACAGUAUUCAGAUGUUGCGGAAAAUCUCAAUUGUGUGGAUGAGAGCAGCACCGCUUCUACACAUACCCUUCUUCUUCCCAAAGCAAUUUCGCAUCCGGCGCGAUUUUCAACCUUUAAAAAGGCUUGAUAUAGUUCAUUGUAAAAAUUAACAAAAAUCUUUUACCCGUUUGUGUUUUUGAGAUUUGAUUCUUUUCUGCCUUACCACCGUGUUCUUGUCCAGUUUACGAGUGUGCUCUAUUGCAACCAAUCUAUGAAGCAAUACAUAUUUUGUAAUCGUCACA